CCUAGGUGAUGAAUCCAUUUAGAUUAGAGAACACACUGUGUGAUUUGAAUUCUUUAAAUAUACCCAGGUCUGUGUGAUGAUUUGAUAGUAAACGAUGACAGAGACAGAUGUGUCCUGCAGCUUUACAAAGUGUGUGUAAAGUCUUGGUCUCAUCUUUGUUGAUUAAAAUGCUUCUCUGGAAAAAAAAAUGAGGGGUGUGGGCAGGAUCGUUUGGUUUGGGUGUUAGCUCUCUCUUACUGAGCCUUAGUUUUAUACAUCCUUGCUGACAGCUCACUCACUGAUUUUAUCAGUUACUAAGAAAGCCACAAUUUAGUGUCCAGGUCCCCUGGAAGAGUGACUAUUUCUCCACUCAGUUCUGGAAGCUCUCCCUGAUUAAACUGGGAGGUUUGUUCUGUGUAAACAGUGACAUUUAACAUUGGCAGGCACCAUUUGAUGACUUAACUGUGGCUUUCUAAUGUUCCUCGUUAUCCAAAGGAAAUUUAUUUUUCCUGAUUUUUCUCUUAUCUCUUACACCCUGCAACCUCCCCUUUGGUUAGUAUGUGAAAGGCAUUUGCUUUUCAGUUCUUUUAUUUGGACCUAAACAUAAUACUAAAAUUGCAUCCAUCUGGAAUGCAUAUAAUUGGGAAAUUUAUUUGUUAUUCAAGUUUCAUCACUAAUUGGGAGAGAUAGAACAUGUCUGUUUACAAUUUACAUCUUGUGAAGAAGUAUGGGAAUGUUAUCAGUCUGGAUUUUGGAAUCAAGUCUUCAGUGAUUGUAAGCAGUCUGCCUUUAAUCAAAGAAGCCUUUACACACCUGGAAGAAAACUUUAUGAGUCGCCCUCAAUUUCCAUUGCAAAAUCUUGUCUUUAACGAAAAUGGACUGAUCUUCUCCAGUGGCCAGACAUGGAAGGAGCAAAGAAGAUUUGCAUUGAUGACACUGAGGAACUUUGGGUUGGGAAAGAAGAGCAUAGAGCAGCGCAUACAGGAGGAGGCCCAACACCUUGUGGGGGUCAUAAAAGAGGAGGAAGGACAGCCUUUCGACCCUCACUUCAAGAUCAACAAAGCAGUUUCCAAUAUCAUUUGCUCCAUCACCUUUGGUGAGCGGUUUGAGUACCAUGACAGUCAGUUUCAGGAGCUGCUGAGGUUAAUGGAUAAGGCCACGAGUUUGACUUCCUCAAAGAUGGUCCGGCUCUAUAACAUCUUCCCAUGGAUAAUGAAACAUCUUCCUGGAUCACACCAAACAACACUGGAUACCUGGAGACAAUUGAAGUCAUAUGUUUCUGAUAUAGUUGAAAAUCACCGCAGAGACUGGAACCCUGAUGAGCCGAGAGACUUCAUUGAUGCUUUCCUCACGGAAAUGACCAAGCACCCUGACAAAACUACUACAAGUUUCAAUGAAGAAAGCCUCAUCUGCAGCACUCUCGACCUCUUCUUUGCUGGAACAGAGACAACGUCCACGACCCUGCGGUGGGCUCUGCUCUACAUGACUCUCUACCCAGAAGUUCAAGAAAAAGUACAGGCUGAAAUUGACAGAGUCAUUGGACAGGAGAAGCAGCCCAGUCUGACUGACCGAGACUCCAUGCCCUACACCAAUGCCGUUGUCCAUGAGGUGCAGAGGAUGGCAAAUAUUGUCCCUCUAAAUGUUCCCAGGGAAGUGACAGUAGACACUACACUGGCUGGAUUCUACCUGCCAAAAGGCACCAUGCUUCAUACCAAUUUGACUGCACUGCACAUGGACCCCAAAGAAUGGGCCACCCCAGAUAUCUUCAAUCCAGAGCACUUUUUGGAGAAUGGAGAGUUUAAGAAGAGAGAAUUUUUUCUGCCAUUCUCAAUGGGAAAGCGAGCUUGCCUUGGGGAACAAUUGGCCAGGUCUGAGCUCUUCAUUUUCUUCACUGCUCUUGUGCAGAAAUUUACCUUCAAGCCGCCAGCCAAUGAGAAGCUGAGCCUAAAGUCUAGAUUUGGCAUCACCGUGUCCCCAGUGAGUCACCGUCUCUGCGCUGUCCCUAGACUGUGAAGUCGGAGGCAGAAAGAGAAAAGAGAAGAACAACUGAACAAUCCUCUGAGCCACUGGGGCUGCUCUUAUGUGAAGGGAGAGAAGGAAGGUGACCGGGAAGGAUGGGAAGAUUAGGGUCCAGUUACUGGAUCCAUGUCCUGGACUGUUGUGUCCUCUGAAUUGGUGGUGGAUAUGUCAUCACUUAUAAAUCUUUUCAUCUAAGAGUUACAAAGAGAAUGAUGCUUUCCUCCAGUAAAGAAAGUGCUCGUAAAUAUGAAAGGUGGGUUAGAGAAAGCAUGGAAAUCAUUAAAGUCAUAUCAUAAAAUUG
This is a messenger RNA of Myodes glareolus (Bank vole), 2299 nucleotides long. The record is from RefSeq and is a predicted model, not a curated record. Lineage: Eukaryota; Metazoa; Chordata; Mammalia; Rodentia; Cricetidae.